AUGGCAGAUUAUUCGCCAUCAGAAAUCGACAUUAUUAGUAUUUACGGCGUUGCUGAACGACAAAUUAGUCGUGAAUUAAAUGUAUCUCCUGUCACAGUGAAUAGAAUUUUACGCGCUAACUAUUAUCACCCUUAUAUUUCAAUUCAUCAACAACUUUCAGAUAAUGAUGAGGUUUCUCGUGUGAGAUUUUGCAGAUGGGCUUUAGAUCAAAUUCAUCGUAAUCCCAUUUUUUUUCAUCGAGUAAUGUUUAGUGAUGAGGUUACAUUUAAAAAUAAUGGUGGAAUAAAUCGGCAUAAUAGCCAUUAUUAUUCUGAAAACAACCCUUAUUGGACUCGACAUAUAGACAAUCAGUACCGAAGGAAAAUUAACGUAUGGUGUAGUAUUUUGGAUAGUCACAUUAUAGGACUUUAUUUUUUUGAUGGCAAUGUUACAGCCAUAACAUAUUUAAAUAUGUUGCAAAAUGAAUUGUCAGAAAUGUUAGAGGCAGUAAAUCUCGAUACGGUCCAACAUAUGUGGAUACAACAGGAUGGCGCCUCACCACAUUUUGCGCGCAUCGUAACAAAUUUUUUGAAUGCAACAUAUGAACAGGGUUCGAUUGGACGAAAUGGUUAUGUAGCUUGGCCACCCAGAUCAUCUGAUUUAUCACUAGACUUUUUUUUGUGGGGAUAUCUAAAAGAUGUAUUAGACAAUACCCACGACACUAGAAGAUAUGAAAGAGAGCAUAACACAAACAUGCAGAAAUAUACCGGAAAUCAUAUUAAGAAAAACCAUUGAGGCUUUCAAAAAGAGAUUACAUUUAUGUAUCGAUCAAAAUGGUAGUACUUUUGAACAAUUUUUAUAAAAACACACACACACACACUCACAUAUACGCACUCGCACGCACACACACACACACACACGCACGC
Messenger RNA from Cataglyphis hispanica, 905 nucleotides. RefSeq lists its product as uncharacterized. Lineage: Eukaryota; Metazoa; Arthropoda; Insecta; Hymenoptera; Formicidae. The record is from RefSeq and is a predicted model, not a curated record. The transcript has 2 exons. Gene Ontology annotation, molecular function: nucleic acid binding. Bases 1 to 774 code for a protein of 257 amino acids.